UUCAGUUCAUCUAUAGAUCGGAAAAAAUAUAUAUAUAUAUAUACCGAGGUUUUAGAAGAUGAUAUCAAACUUUCAAAUCUAUACAUCGUUCAUCUUCUUGUAGAAUUCUAAUAACUUUGUUUCUGUGGUAUAAUGACCCAUUUCCUUUUGAAACCACCCGAACAAGUUCUUCAUGUUAUCCUCUUGCAUAAGAUAGGAUGGCCCAAUUUCAAGGCACCUCCAAUUGAAGGGAAAAAACGGAGAGGAAGAGAAAGAGAGGGACAAAGGUGCCUUGGUGAUUCUUCCUGUGUACUAGGCUUUGCCUUGUUACUUAUCUCAAUAAAAUUUUUAUUCAUAAAAAAAAAGGUGCCUUGGUGAUGGGAUCUGUGAGAUGGAAAUGUACAUUGUUUCCAUGGCGGAGAUUCUGUACUCUAUUAAUGGGACAUCAGAUGAGUGAUGACCAAUUCUGAGCAGUUUUGGAGUUGAAGUGCGAGGUGGAUGUGAAGUGGAUAUGAAUAUACCCAUCACAACCAUGGAUUCUAACGUCAUCAUGGAAAAUGCAAGUAUAGAGCCUCGUGAUGACAUGGAAUUUGAUUCUCAUGAAGCGGCAUACUUGUUUUACAAAGAAUAUGCUAAGUCUGUGGGCUUUGGCACUGCUAAAUUGAGCAGUCGUCGGUCUAGGGCAUCAAGGGAAUUUAUUGAUGCAAAAUUCUCAUGCAUAAGAUACGGCAAUAAGCAACAGUCUGAUGAUGCCAUCAAUCCACGGCCUUCUCCAAAAAUUGGUUGUAAAGCUAGCAUGCAUGUAAAAAGAAGACAAAAUGGAAAGUGGUAUAUUUAUAGUUUUGUGAAGGAACAUAAUCAUGACCUUUUGCCUUCUCAAGUGCAUUUCUUUCGGAGUCAUAGAAAUGCUGAGCUACUUAAGAAUGAUGUUCGAGUACGAAGACGGAAGAGUUUACCUGCAGUGUCCAAGCUGUUUAGUGCCUAUCAGAAUGCUGAUUGUUUAGAGAGUUAUAUGAAAAGUCAGCAUGAUAAAGGACGGAGCUUGGUUUUAGAACCAGGGGAUGCUCAAAUACUACUUGAACAUUUUAUGCAUAUGCAGGAACAGAAUCCAAAGUUCUUUUAUGCAGUUGAUUUGAAUGAAGAGCAUCGAUUGAGAAAUGUGUUUUGGGUGGAUGCCAAAGGCAUGGAAGAUUAUACUACCUUUGGUGAUGUGGUUUCUUUCGACACCACCUAUUUUACAAACAAGUAUAAGAUACCAUUGGUUCUCUUUAUUGGAGUAAACCAUCAUAUUCAACCCACGUUACUUGGUUGUGCAUUGAUUGCAGACGAGACAGCUUAUACUUUUGUUUGGUUAUUGCAAACAUGGUUUAUAGCAAUGGAGGAACGAGCUCCAAGAGUAAUACUCACAGACCAAAAUAAUGCCAUAAAAGCAGCUAUUGCGGCAGUCUUUCCAGGCACCCGCCAUUGUUAUUGUUUGUGGCAUGUACUGGAAAAGAUCCCUAGACAGCUUGAGUUUUUGUGCAUGUGGAAUGAUAGUUUUAUGCUAAAAUUUACAAAGUGUGUCUAUAAGUCAUGGACAGAGGAACAAUUUGAAAAGAGAUGGUGUAAAAUGCUCGACAGAUUUAGCCUUAGAGAGGUUGACUGGGUCCAAUCCUUGUACGAGGAUCGCACACAUUGGGUGCCUACUUUUAUGAAAGAUGUAUCUUAUGCUGGGUUGUCUACAGCUUCACGUUCAGAAAGCUUAAACUCUUCAUUUGACAAAUAUGUGCAGGGGGAGACUUCAAUGAGAGAGUUUAUAGAACGAUACAGGGUAAUUCUUGAGGAUAGAUAUGAAGAGGAAGCCAAGGCAAAUUUUGAUGCAUGGCAUGAAACACCUGAAUUGAAGUCUCCAUCGCCGUUUGAGAAACAGAUGUCGCAAGUGUACACACAUGAAAUCUUUAAGAAAUUUCAAGUUGAGGUUUUGGGAGCAGCUGCUUGUCACCUUAAGAAAGAAAAUGAAGAUGAGAUGACGACAACAUAUACUGUUAAAGACUUUGAAGAUAAUCAGAAUUAUAUAGUCGAAUGGAAUGAAUCAAAAUCAGAUAUUUAUUGUUCAUGCCGAUCAUUUGAAUAUAAAGGUUAUCUCUGCAGACAUGCAAUUGUUGUUCUCCAAAUGUCUGGUGUUUUCAGCAUCCCGUCUAAAUAUGUAUUGCAGCGAUGGACUAAUGCUGCUCUGAGCAGGCAUGGCAUUGGUGAAAGAUUGGAUGAGGUGCAGACUAAGGUCCGUCGUUACAAUGAUUUAUGUCGAAGAGCCAUAAUAUUGGGUGAAGAAGGUUCUCUGUCUCAAGAAAGUUACAAUAUUGCACUCUGUGCCAUAAAAGAAGCUUUGAAGCAGUGUGCAACUGUGAAUAACUCUGUAGAGAAUGAUUCAAGAACUGUGACCUCAGCGGCCCAUCCUGUUUGUGGUGAUGAAGUGAAUCAGUGCAGCAAUGUAUCUAAUAUGGUGACUCCUCCUAAAGUGACCAAUGCAAACAAGGCUUCUAGGAGAACUGGGGCUGGGAAGGGAGUAGCAAGUAAGGAAAAUAGUUCAAGCAAUAAAGGAAAGCAGGUACAGCCAGAAGCUGUCAGCAUGGGUAUACAUGAUAGCCUUCACCAAAUGGAAAUGUCUGGCAUGAGGCCCACUCACUUACACAAUGUUGUGCCAGCACAGUUACAUAACAUGGUACCACCAAUGUUUCACAAUAUCACGUCGACACAUGUAGCAACAAGUUUGCAUGAGAAUGGGCUCCCUCGAUAGCUCGACUUUUAGCCUCUUUUGUAAAGAUGUUUUUCUUCUUCCACACCCCCCCCCCCCCUUUUCUCUCUCCUCUCCUCCUCCUCCUCUUUUAAGAGCUUCUUUGUAAAGAUUAUGUAAACAUUAACUAAUUAAGGACUGUAACAAAAGCACUUCAACAUUUUUGCAGUUGCAAACGUUCAAAGCGAGAAGAAAUGGGUGCUGUCCAGUUUGGUGAAAA
This is a messenger RNA of Carya illinoinensis, 2972 nucleotides long. Its product is annotated as protein FAR1-RELATED SEQUENCE 4-like. The coding region runs from base 491 to 2755 and encodes 754 amino acids. Gene Ontology annotation, biological process: regulation of DNA-templated transcription. Gene Ontology annotation, molecular function: zinc ion binding. The record is from RefSeq and is a predicted model, not a curated record. The transcript has 4 exons. Lineage: Eukaryota; Viridiplantae; Streptophyta; Magnoliopsida; Fagales; Juglandaceae.